AAAAUUACCAAAUAAGAAGGUCAAGGAGCGGCUUAGUGUACAUGAAUAUUAUAUCAAUUAAUAAAUAAAAAGACAUGCCUAGUAACUAAUUUAUUAUAUUUUGACUAGUUUUAAGUUAUCCUAUUUUGCCUAUAACAAAAAAAUAGAAAAAAACUUUAUCCUAUUUUGAAAUUAAAAAUUGAUGCGCGCAUAGAUUCUUUUCUGAAUUAGUCUACAAGCACAAAAAGCUAAAACACAUUAAUUAAUUAAAAUAUUUAUUGGACAACCAAGCUAACGGCAGGAGAAUCUCGAGGCUUGCCUAUUCCAAAAUGCCUAAUCUGUCUUCUUAUAUGAAUUUGAUUCUACUUAUAAUGCUCAUUCUCAACAAUCAUCUAUUCUAUGCCAACAAAAACACCAUUUAAAUUUUAAUCAAACGAAAAGAACAAAUAUGGUGAGUGGUGAACUUUCCUCUGAGCUAGAAAUCAAGGCACCAGCCAGCCAAGUUUGGGAGCUCUAUGGGACUCUUCGUAUAGCAAAGCUCGUCGAAGAACAACUCAAAACUGUUAUCGAAAAAAUCGAUAUAGUUGAAGGCAAUGGCGGUGUUGGAACAAUUGUCCACCUCAAUUUUGUCCCUGGCGCGACGAGGUUCAAGAGUUACAAGGAGAAGUUCACCAAGGUAGACAACGAGCUGCGAGUGAAGGAAGCCGAUGUGAUGGAAGGAGGAUACCUUGAGUUGGGCUUCACACUUUAUCGAGUUCGAUUCGAGAUCAUCGAGAAAGAUGAAGGUUGUUCCAUCAUUAAGUCCACCAUUGAAUAUGAACUCAAGGAUGAGUAUGCUGAAAAUGUUUCCCUUGUGUCUCUUGAUGCCCUUGCAGCAAUUGCUCUUAUUGCACAAAAUCAUCUUACUAAGACUUAAAAAAAAAAAACAUUAGACAAUGUUUCCCUUGUCUCCAACUUCUCCUUUUCGUGUUAUUUGAGGAACAAUAAUGUUAUAUGUUUUUUAUGGACUCCACACAUUAGAUAUAUAACUUUGCUAUACAUAUAAUGUUAUAUGUUUAUAACGCUA
This is a messenger RNA of Cannabis sativa, 1045 nucleotides long. Its product is annotated as norbelladine synthase. The transcript has 2 exons. The record is from RefSeq and is a predicted model, not a curated record. The coding region runs from base 428 to 895 and encodes 155 amino acids. Gene Ontology annotation, cellular component: cytoplasm; nucleus. Gene Ontology annotation, molecular function: signaling receptor activity; abscisic acid binding; protein phosphatase inhibitor activity. Gene Ontology annotation, biological process: defense response; abscisic acid-activated signaling pathway. Lineage: Eukaryota; Viridiplantae; Streptophyta; Magnoliopsida; Rosales; Cannabaceae.